Messenger RNA from Octodon degus (degu), 1827 nucleotides. It is a transcript of the gene Gm2a, whose product is annotated as GM2 ganglioside activator. The coding region runs from base 88 to 696 and encodes 202 amino acids. Gene Ontology annotation, cellular component: cytoplasmic side of plasma membrane. The transcript has 4 exons. Lineage: Eukaryota; Metazoa; Chordata; Mammalia; Rodentia; Octodontidae. Gene Ontology annotation, biological process: lipid transport; ganglioside catabolic process. Gene Ontology annotation, molecular function: lipid carrier activity; enzyme activator activity. The record is from RefSeq and is a predicted model, not a curated record.
CCGCGGUAGGCUGCGCGGGUGGGCCCGCGGGGCCCGACCCGGCCGCAUUUAAGCCGCGCGCCCCGCGGUCCGCCGUCCGGCUCCGCCAUGCCUGCCUUGUCGACGCCGCUGCUGCUCGUCCUGGGCCUGCUUCUCGCCGGCCGCGCGGAGCCUGCGCGCCUCACCGUGAGCCGCGUGAGCGCCCCCGGGGCGCGGCCUUCCCGGCUUGGCAGCUUUUCCUGGGAUAACUGUGAUGAGGGCAAGGACCCCUCAGUGAUCAAAGGCCUGACUGUGGAACCUGACCCCAUUGUCAUUCCUGGGAAUGUGACUGUCAGCGCAGAGGGAAGGACCAGCGUUGCCCUCACUUCUCCUCUGAAGGUGGAAUUAACCCUGGAGAGGGAAGUGGCUGGCUUGUGGAUCAAGAUCCCAUGUGUGGAGCAGGUGGGCAGCUGCACCUACGAUGACAUCUGCAACAUGCUGGCCACCUACAUUCCCCCUGGGGAGCCCUGCCCAGAGCCUCUGCAUACCUGUGGGCUUCCCUGCCACUGUCCAUUCAAACAGGGCAUCUACUCACUGCCCAGAAGUAACUUCACCGUGCCUGACCUGGAGCUGCCCAGCUGGCUCAGCACCGGGAACUACCGUGUCCAGAGCAUCCUGAGCCACGGCGGGGACCGGCUGGGCUGUGUCCGGAUCUCCGCGUCUCUGAAGGGCAAAUGACAUGGCGGCCCUAGCCUCAGCCAGCUGCGUGUGCCGGGAAGGCAGUCCUCUUCCUCCACCUCGAGUUUGCUGAGGCCCAGCAGCAACCCCUGGCUCCUCCCUGUGUAGCCCUCCCGGAGCUCUGCCACCUUGCUUGUGCCACUUAAGCUUUCUGUUUCCGGCUGGGCCAGGCUGGGGAGGAUGCACUCGCGAGCCGGAGCGCCUGCCUGGCCCCUGCACCUCUUCUCCCCCGCCGGGACUUCCUUCCUCUCCGGGCCUUUUUCAUUUCCAGAGCAGCCAAGUGCUUCUGACCGCUAAUGUGAGCUGAGUGCCAGUAUGACCCUGGCCCUUCUCUCCUCCCUCCUGCAGGAAGGGCCUGGAGGGCUGAAGCGGGUAGCCUGGCCCUCCCUUAACUUCUGGGAUUAAUUUUGCAUUCACCUUUUGGUUUGCCUGGUCAGCGGGCAGGGUAUGUGCCAGAGGCAGCUGCGUGUGGUGAAGGCUUCCCUGGGGAGGCCAGGUGCCUCAGGAAUGCUGUAGGUGCUUAAGGUCAUUAUAAAUGUGGCCCUGCAAGGCCAAGGAAAAGGAGAAACCCAGAGAAGCAGUUUGCUUCCAGGUGUGACUGCCGCUUUUACUUACUGAUAAGUAGAGCCCUGAGCAUUCCUACUGCUGUACAGAAUACCAGGCUGUGUGCCCGGAUAGGAGACACCCACAGUCUAGUCCUCAGGCUUGGGGCAACUGCUGUCUCCAUGCGGCCAGUCGGGACCCUGAAAGAAUGCUGUGGGAUCAGUGUGCCCUGGGUCUCCUUUUCCCUCCCUAAAGAGGCCAAAAUCCACAUUUUUAUAUGAAAUUUUACAAGUUUUAAAUAUUGGCAGCUAUUGUUUUAUACAGUGUACAGGCUGAAGUCUUGUCUGGGUAUCCAGCCCAUGUGUGCCUUGUCCCAAGACCAUGCCUGCCUUGUCCUCUCAGUUCCCAGGCAGCUCCCCCGUGAGCCUGGCUCCCUACCAGUGGCUGUGUGGGCAGCAGAGACCCAGGGUCGGUGGGCAGCCUCCCUGCACGUGCCUCACCGUGCAGCUUCCCAUCGUGCGUGACGGCCUCCCAAAGCACAGAGCCAUGUUCUGGGCUCACUUGGAGCAAUAAACCUUUUGAACCUGC